Strongylus vulgaris is the source of this 775-nucleotide messenger RNA. Lineage: Eukaryota; Metazoa; Nematoda; Chromadorea; Rhabditida; Strongylidae. The record is from the annotation of a GenBank genome assembly.
CCAGACUUACAAUCGUCUUUAAUCCUUUCUUUAGGGUUGUGUAAGUGGGACAGCGCCAUCAACAGGCUGUCGACGUAAUCAGGAUGGUCAAGUGUUAUGCCUGUGCGACACAGAGUUCUGUAAUCGCGACGAGCAAGCGUUCAAAGUGGCUCCAGUCACAGACUUACCUCUACAAGUUUGUAAACGUGAUCUACAAAAUGGUAUCGAACCACCUAGGCGAUGGACAAAUCCAUGUGCUGGAAAUUUUUGUCUUUUCAAAAGAAGCACGUUUGCAUUGGAAAAUGGAACAAAAUCACAUUUCCAAUCGAUGGAUUGCUCAACGAGCAGUGAUUUCGACUUAUUUCAAUCUCAAAUGCCAUUCUUAUUUUAUCCAAACACUUGUGCAAAACUCGAGUAUGGUGGCCAAUCUGAUGAGACGAUAUGUUACGGGUCAAUGGCUAACGACACUGAAGCUUCGUACCCUACAGACAGUCUGGUAGAAUGUCAUGCAGAUUUUCUAUCUCGUCACCUACCAUAUAUCCCAAUAAUGAAAUUGUGUAAAGGACAAUAUUGUGUCAUCUCUGCCUCACCACAAGGAGAUGUCUAUAGGGGUUGCAUUACCUUGGAUCAAAGCAAGAACGAAGCUCAAACUAUUGCGCCUGGUUACUAUCGAUCCUAUAAUGGUGUAGAGCAAUGGAUUUGCGCCACAUCAAGUUGUAACUACAACUUGCAAAAAGUGGAACAAUCAUGGCCUGAAGAGAUGGCUCAAUUCAAGUUAAUAUCAUAUACUUUUUGA